GGCAGCGCGGUCCGGCCCGGCCCGGCCCGGCCCGGGCGCGCCGCUCCCCGCUGCCAGGGUGCCGCUUCCGAGGGUUUCUCCUCCCCGUUUUCCCCGUGUGCCCGCAGCCAUGUGGCCCGUGUCGCUUCUCCUAGGCGCCUUCCUGCUCUGCGGCCCCGUGCGCGGCGGCGACGGCGGCGGCGGCUCGGCUUCCACAGCUAUCACAUGCUUUACAAGAGGACUUGACCUUCAAAAGGAGACAGAAGACGUCCUUUGCCCAGCAAACUGUCCUCUGUGGCAAUUUUAUGUCUUUGGGGAUGGAGUUUAUGCCUCCCUUUCCAGUGUCUGUGGGGCUGCCAUCCACAGAGGGGUGAUCACCAGCGCAGGAGGAGCUGUAAGGGUACAGACUCUCCCAGGACAGGAGAACUACCCUGCGGUAAAUGCCAAUGGGAUCCAGUCUCAGAUGCUCGCCAGAUGGGCUUCAUCUUUCUCAGUGACUCGUGCCAAGAGCGUAGCACUUGAAGUAGUUGGACGAUCAAUAUCAACAGCACGUCCCUCUACAGGCAAAAGACCUAAGAAGCCCCUUGAGAAAAAGGCUGGAAACAAAGACUGUAAAGCUGAUAUUGCAUUUCUCAUUGAUGGAAGCUACAAUAUCGGCCAGCGUAGAUUUAAUUUGCAGAAAAACUUUGUUGGAAAAGUAGCUGUGAUGUUGGGAAUCGGAACGGAAGGGCCUCACGUGGGAGUCGUACAAGCCAGUGAACAUCCAAAAAUUGAAUUCUAUCUGAAAAACUUCACUGCUGCAAAAGAUGUUUUGUUUGCCAUAAAGGAACUGGGGUUCAGAGGAGGCAAUUCAAAUACAGGGAAAGCUUUGAAGCACACAGCUCAAAAAUUCUUCUCUUUGGAAAACGGAGCACGCAAAGGAAUUCCCAAGAUCAUUGUAGUGUUCUUAGACGGUUGGCCCUCCGACGACAUCGAAGAAGCUGGUAUAGUGGCCAGAGAAUUUGGAGUCAAUGUUUUCAUCGUCUCUGUAGCAAAACCCACAACUGAGGAGCUGGGAAUGGUGCAGGACAUUGCUUUUGUUGACAAAGCCGUCUGUCGAAAUAAUGGCUUCUUCUCUUACCAAAUGCCCACCUGGUUUGGUACUACCAAAUACGUAAAACCUCUUGUCCAAAAGCUGUGUUCACAUGAGCAAAUGCUGUGUAGCAAGACGUGCUACAACUCCGUCAACAUAGGGUUUUUGAUCGACGGUUCUAGCAGUGUUGGAGACAGCAACUUCCGCCUCGUGCUUGAAUUCAUCAGUAAUGUUGCAAAAGCUUUUGAGAUCUCUGAUAUUGGCUCCAAGAUUGCAACGGUGCAGUUCACGUACGAGCAACGCACCGAGUUCGGCUUCACCGACUACACCACGAAGGAAAAGGUUCUCGCUGCUAUCCAGAACAUCCGUUACAUGAGCGGUGGCACCGCUACCGGCGAUGCCAUUUCCUUCACCACAAGAAACGUGUUUGGGCCGAUGAAAGAUGGACCCAACAAGAAUUUCCUUGUUGUUUUGACUGACGGGCAGUCUUAUGAUGAUGUUAGAGGGCCUGCUGCUGCUGCACAAAAAGCAGGAAUUACAAUCUUCUCUGUUGGUGUUGCCUGGGCACCCGUGGAUGACCUGAAGGACAUGGCUUCUGAACCAAGAGAAUCUCAUACUUUCUUCACUAGGGAGUUCACAGGAUUGGAGCAGAUGGUUCCUGAUAUUAUCAGAGGCAUUUGUAAAGAUUUUUUGGACUCUAAACAAUAAUGCAAAAAAGCUGCUGUUGGAUAUUACUUCUUUGAAACUAAAAUCAGGAAACUGAAAUGGUCCCUCUAAAGUACAGAUGUUUUAUUCUUAUAAUAUACCGUCAUAAUAUAAGGGAAUAAGUUAUGACAGGCUACAUUCUGUUUCUGUGGUCAAUCAAAGAUUCUUGCGAGCUCCUCAGAAGUUGUACUUGACAUGAGAAUACAGAAUUUGGCCAACAACUAUUAUUUUCAAUACUUGUAUAUUAUCUUUCUUACACUUAAGGCUAUCAGGUAUCAGCUGUAUGUAUAUAAAGAAAACAUAAUAGAGCUCUGAAACUUGCACUGCCACUUACUAGAUGUCUUCUCAUGCAUUAAAAUUAAUAUAAUUUUAAAUACACAGCACUAAUUUCAAUGAGCCUUCUGUAGCCUUAGACUCUUUUCCAGGAGUUCUCUUGAUGAUAGUGUGAGUAUACAACUAACUAGCCCUGGGAGAAUAGCCAAGACCUUUUUAGUGCCUCAGUUGUGCAACAUCCACUAUUGCCAGGCAGUUUAUUAAGAAGGAGGAUGACAGAUUGUAGCAGGACGGUCUGUUUUUACCAGCUGAGAUUUUGCUAGUUCGGAUGAUACUGCCAUCUGGUUGGCAGAGUUUACAUUAAAAAAAAAAACCAUCUCACUUCUACCGAUCAAUGCUGUUGGGUACUUUUGGCACAGACUUUCAGAGCACUGUAGUGUAGUUUCUUUUGAGGAUCUGGGUCCUAAUACAUUAACUGAUACUACUAGCUAAUGCACCAGUGAAGUCAGUAGUAAUAUUCCUACUGUGUCUGAUAAUCUGGAUUUUUUUUUCUCUCUGCUGCCUUGAUUUUACAAAGUUGUUAUUGGCUAGACAAAGUUCAAGACAGGGAUCUUAGGCAAGGAGAUUAAAUUAGAUGGUGUACAGGAAAGUGAAAGCGUUUAAAUUGAAAUCCAAAAUUAUCUUAAGCCUUGAAACUUAACUGGUUUAUAUGAGAUUACUUAGAUGGCUAGGAGACAAAAAAAAGUAGGCAGAGGCAUUGGUGGGAAUUGGUAACUUGCAGAAUAAGUUUUCUAAUGCUAGUAAAACCAUUUAAGACGUGACAUUUUCUGAAGAUGGCAAAAACAGUUUUCUGGAAAAGUGGCUUUGAAUUGAUUAUGUACCCAGUAACACGUUGAUAUUUUUUAUACCAAUUUAUAUGUGGUUAAAAUGAUGCUCUUUCUGAUGCCUGGAGAGAACAACGCACUUCAACUUAAGUAUUGUUUAAAUAAUUCACUUCUUGCAAGUGAAACACACAGUGGGAAACAAAGCAGCACUUUCUCAUUCAGCUGUCACUUGAGGGUUCCCUUUUGUUGUAUUUUUUGUGCUAUUGAUUGUAAAAUUCUUAGGAGUUGUGAAUGGUACAGAAGGGAUCAUAUUUAUCGGGCUUUUGUAGUGUAUUUUUUUAAUAACUUAUGACUGGCUAUGUAUUACACUAAACAUGAAUGGCAAGGAUGCCUUGUAUUUUUCUAUUGAUUGCUAACCUUAAUUUUGUUAUGUGUUUAUAGAUACGGUAUUCAGCUAUUGUUUUUCAAAUUCAUAUGCAGUAUCAACUUUGUGCAAAAAAUCCAUUUAGCCAAAACUUUUUACAGAAGUAUACCCAUUGCAAGAAAGCUGGGCUUGCAGCUCUCUGUUUUAUUGUGCUGUAAUGUAAAAGUCUUUUUAUGAUUGAAUAAGUCAGAUUUA
Messenger RNA from Rhea pennata, 3472 nucleotides. RefSeq names its product cochlin (gene COCH). Lineage: Eukaryota; Metazoa; Chordata; Aves; Rheiformes; Rheidae. The record is from RefSeq and is a predicted model, not a curated record. The transcript has 11 exons. The coding region runs from base 110 to 1759 and encodes 549 amino acids.